Messenger RNA from Oryzias latipes (Japanese medaka), 625 nucleotides. RefSeq lists its product as uncharacterized. Lineage: Eukaryota; Metazoa; Chordata; Actinopteri; Beloniformes; Adrianichthyidae. The record is from RefSeq and is marked predicted.
UAAGACUGCAGUGAAACUUUUCUAGUUUAAUUUAGCAGGUUGCUGCUUUUCAAAGACCAACGUGAUGCUUCAGUCUGUUAUGAGGUUGUUCUAUAUCAGCCUUUUCCUCUUAUACUUUGGAGCCUGUGUUCCACUUAAAAAAAGUGAAACUUCUCUCGGCUCUGGCUUCAGUUAUUCCAGUCCUGGGUUUGGCUCUGACUACUCGGGACGCGGUUCUUCCAUUUUUGGUUAUGACUCUCGUGGCGAUUUUGGUUCCGGCUCGCCGAGAAAGCAGGCUGCAGGCUUUGAUCGUUUCAUUGCAGAAAUCUUGAGCCUGAGACCUUCUCGUUCUUUCCCACGCCGUGCCUGGACCUCCAACCAGGUGCCUCUCGGCAUGGUUGAGCCACGCCCCGUGUUCCCUUCAUCCCACGUUGUCAGAACGAGCAAUGGCUACCAGCGAGCUCGGGACUUCCGGAGUGAUGCCAAGUACGCUCAGGAUAUUUUUGACCACAUAGAUGAGGACGGUCAACAAGAAGGCCACCAAGCGACUGGACCAACGGGUCAAAAGACCUACUGAGGUAAAGGUGAAGAAUCUACUACCUGGACAGACAUACAUACAAACAAACAAAUAAAUGUUAAUCUGUCU